CCGGUGACCAACACAUGCUCGCUCUUACAGUGAGCGGUGGGAGGCGGUCGAAAUCGGCGAAGAAUUCUCUUCUGUAGAGAACCGACCAACGACCAGUUUCGGGAAACAUGAAGUGAAGUUAGGAUGAUGCUACUAAUUUAGUACAUGAGUGCCUCUCGGAGCACCAGUUUAUUUCGUGACGGAACGGUUUGUGCUCCGCGAGUAACAAAGUGUCGUAUGGUUAUCGUUUUGGGAUUCCCGCUUGAGAGGUUUAUCAAUUUAAGUUACCGGCGGUGAACAUUGCGCGCCUUCAACGAGGUCCAACUUUGAUUUGACUACCGGGCGGCACUCAAUUCGUUACGAUGAGAUUAACUAUCACUUUAAGUUUAUUUAUAAAUUUGGUCGUUGCCCAAAUGAAAUCAUGUUCCUUCAACGAACUCUGCGUGCCGGUAACGAUCUGUCCACCGUACAAAGCAUAUGCAACCCAAAGCUUCAAAAUCUGGCCACCGGAACUUCAGCGAAUGGCCAAAAGCAACUUUUGCAAUCGGGAAACCAUCGAUAAAGCUACGGUCAUUAGCGUUUGCUGUCCAACGACAAUAAAUCACAAGGAAUGUGGCGUACAGGCGGUCAACCGAAUCUCCAAAGGGCAAGUUGCGAUGGUGUUCGAGUACCCAUGGAUGGCUCUGCUGCAGGAUUCCAACGGGAAGUUCGUUUGUGGCGGAACUCUUAUCACUAGCCGAUACGUGCUGACAGCUGCCCAUUGCAUAAAAAACGCCGCACCGAUCACCUCGGUACGGUUGGGCGAAAAUGAUAUCAACCAGCCGAUCGACUGUAACAUCGUCGACGACGAACGGGACUGCGCGGCUCCACCGCAGGAUAUAAAAGUGGAAACUCCGAUUCGGCACCCGAUGCACAGCGAUCGGCGGAAGAAAAAUGACAUCGCGUUACUUCGGUUGCAACGAUCGGUCGAGUUUUCGCACAGUAUCCGUCCAAUCUGUCUUCCCAAUGGCACUCCGGAACAACGGAUGAUCAAUCCACUAUUCUUUAUCGUCACCGGAUGGGGACUGACGGAAAAUGGAUCCGCUUUCGAUGUACUACGCUAUGCUCGGGUUCCGCCGGUUUCGCUGGACGACUGUUCCACAAGUGUUCGAGCGUUGAGUGCGACCCUCAAGUUGGACCACAGUCAGGUUUGUGCCGGUGGCAUUGAUCAGGUCGACAACUGCUCUGGAGAUUCCGGUGGCCCGUUGCAGUACAUUUCCAACUUUACGUCCCGGUUCUAUCAGCUCGGGGUGGUAUCGUACGGAGUGAAAAGCUGCGGGGUGCAAAGUCAACCGGGUGUGUAUACUAAUGUGCUUUACUACUUGAACUGGAUACUGGAGAAUGUGAUAAAUCUAAACCUGGACCUGGACCUGGACCUGAAUCUCGAUCUGAAUCUCGAUCUGAAUCUCGAUCUGAAUCUCGAUCUGAAUCUCGAUCUGAAUCUAGAUCUGAAUCUCGAUCUGAAUCUCGAUCUGAAUCUCGAUCUGAAUCUCGAUCUGAAUCUCGAUCUGAAUCUCGAUAUGAAUCUCGAUCUGAAUCUCGAUAUGAAUCUCGAUCUGAAUCUCGAUCUGAAUCUCGAUCUGAAUCUCGAUCUGAAUCUCGAUCUGAAUCUCGAUCUGAAUCUCGAUCUGAAUCUCGAUCUAAGUCUCGAUCUGAAUCUCGAUCUGAAUCUCGAUCUGAAACUCGAUCUGAAUCUCGAUCUGAAUCUCGAUCUGAAUCUCGAUCUGAAUCUCGAUCUGAAUCUCGAUCUGAAUCUCGAUCUGAAUCCCGAUCGAAAUCCCGAUCUGAAUCUCCAUCUGAAUCCCGAUCUGAAUCUCGAUCUGAAUCUCGAUCUGAAUCUCGAUCUGAAUCUCGAUCUGAAUCCCGAUCGGAAUCCCGAUCUGAAUCUCGAUCUGAAUCUCGAUCUGAAUCUCGAUCUGAAUCUCGAUCUGAAUCUCGAUCUGAAUCUCGAUCUGAAUCUCGAUCUGAAUCUCGAUCUGAAUCCCGAUCGAAAUCCCGAUCUGAAUCCCGAUCGAAAUCCCGAUCUGAAUCUCCAUCUGAAUCCCGAUCUGAAUCUCCAUCUGAAUCCCGAUCUGAAUCUCGAUCUGAAUCUCGAUCUGAAUCUCGAUCUGAAUCUCGAUCUGAAUCUCGAUCUGAAUCUCGAUCUGAAUCUCGAUCUGAAUCUCGAUCUGAAUCUCGAUCUGAAACUCGAUCUGAAUCUCGAUCUGAAUCUCGAUCUGAAACUCGAUCUAAAUCUCGAUCUGAAUCUCAAUCUUAAUCUCGAUCUGAAUCACGAUCUGAUUUCGUUCACAAUCUCGUUGGGAUCCCCAAUUGCACGGUGCGUCGGUCAAAAGCAGUGCGUCGAUUUCGCUACGUGCAGCGAGUUCAAGCACCUUGCCGGCAUCCCAUUGUCCAGCUGGAGUCCUGCCGUGCGGGUUCAAAUUCAGAGUCGUCUAUGCAAAGUCGAAAAACGCGGGAAUGUUAAGCUGUACAGUGUUUGUUGUGCGGUCGCCACGCAGCAGUCGAACCGGUCGAAGGCAUUAGCCAUGCUGGACAUGGAUUCCUGUGGGAAAGCCCUCUCGGACAAAAUCGCUUUCGGAAAAACCGCCAAGUUGUUCGAUUUCCCGUGGAUGGCACUGCUGCUCGAUUUCGAGCGAACGAUCAGCUGCGGAGGGACGUUGAUUGCUAAAAGCUUUGUCCUCACGGCGGCUCAUUGCGACCGAAAAGUGGAAUUCGUCCGUCUCGGGGAAUUUGAUGUCAGCAAGCGAAUUGAUUGCUCAGACGACUCAGAGAAGAAGGACUGCGCAGAUCCAGCCCAGGAAAUCCAAGCUGCUAAAUUCAUUAAACACCCACUCUACAGUUCAUCCAAGCGGAAAAAUGACAUUGCUUUGGUGAAACUUGCUAAACCGGCCGUGUUGAGCUUUAAUGUCAAAACAAUCUGCCUACCGAUCGGAUCGAUGGUACGAAACCCGGAACCAAAGUACAUGUUCGUAACCGGAUGGGGCCUAACGGAGCGUGGUACCACAUCGAACGUGCUGCAGUAUGCGACACUGAUGUUAGUUCCCAAUACCCAAUGCUCCAGUACUCUGGCCCGUCUGAGCGAUGCUAUUUCCCUAGACCAGGACAGUCAGAUUUGUGCCAAAGGCGAAGGCAAAGUGGACAACUGCGCCGGAGAUUCCGGUGGACCGUUGCAAUAUUUAUCGCGUCAAUCCACGGCGGUGCAGCAUGGAAUUGUGUCCUUCGGAGUGAAUUCGUGCGGGAAAAUGAGUGCACCUGGCGUGUAUACAAAAGUUUCACACUACAUAGAAUGGAUAUUACAGAAUUUGCAUUAAGUAUUGUGAAAUUAUUUUCUUAAGUCGUACAAAGGAUUCAAUAAUUGGUACUGAAAGAUUAAUAAUCAGAAGACUAAUGAGUAGAAGUGCAUUAAAUUUUUUGUAGAAGUUUUUGAUAAUAAUGUUAACCAAUGUACUUAAAAUGUUGAAAAAAAGAAUCAAUUUACAACAUCUAUUAAAACUGAAUACGAAGACA
This is a messenger RNA of Malaya genurostris, 3525 nucleotides long. RefSeq lists its product as uncharacterized. Bases 342 to 3329 code for a protein of 995 amino acids. The record is from RefSeq and is a predicted model, not a curated record. Lineage: Eukaryota; Metazoa; Arthropoda; Insecta; Diptera; Culicidae. The transcript has 12 exons. Gene Ontology annotation, molecular function: serine-type endopeptidase activity. Gene Ontology annotation, biological process: proteolysis.